Messenger RNA from Fopius arisanus, 3481 nucleotides. RefSeq lists its product as uncharacterized. The record is from RefSeq and is a predicted model, not a curated record. The transcript is spliced from 2 exons. Gene Ontology annotation, biological process: phosphatidylinositol phosphate biosynthetic process; intracellular signal transduction. Bases 356 to 1891 code for a protein of 511 amino acids. Gene Ontology annotation, cellular component: phosphatidylinositol 3-kinase complex. Gene Ontology annotation, molecular function: 1-phosphatidylinositol-3-kinase regulator activity. Lineage: Eukaryota; Metazoa; Arthropoda; Insecta; Hymenoptera; Braconidae.
UCUACGAAGCUGUCAGUGGUUUUGGGACGCGGUGGGUAUUCGAUAAGACUUAUCUUCACAGUCAGUUGAAUUUUAGUUGAGUAAACCCCUCGAAAUUCCCAACAGACUGUUAAAAUUCCUGGGAUUCGAGUCAUCACAGUGGAAUCCUCUGAACCCGUGAUUCUCUGGAAUUUCCAGUUCGUGAUUUCGGUGUCAAUUACUUCGAGCAUGUGCCAGUGAAAUCUGGAUUAUCCCGAGGAUUAAUGUAAGCAGAUAAAAAUGGAUACGAAUGCCUGAGACGAUACGAAUGCCUUCGAGGGACUCAACUCAAAAGGCGGAUUCCCCUUGUUAUGCAGAGUCACUCAACCAAUAAAAAAUGCUGACAGCGAUGUGUCCAAACUGCCGACACCGCUUCCCGGUACCAGGCUGCUGCAAUCCAGGUCCCCAGGAUGCCCCUCACCCCACCGAUUGCAACAGCUAUUAUGGAAGCCUUUUAGUUCCACGUGGAUACACAGGUGGUGGUUGUUUCAUUAAUGCACCAACAAUAAUCCAGGGUCCAGCGAUAAUCCAAUCGACAGGGGGAGAUCCAACGAAGCUCGAUAAUUCAGGUGUCUUCAAUCACCAGCUGUGGAGAGGUCGUGACGAUUCCCUCCACAGGACCUCUCGAUGUCACGCACCUCCUGACGUCCAGAUAAAUACAACUUGUGACUUAACAGGUGGAACCGUGACGAUAACAACCCCUAGUAUUCAAUCAGGAGGAUGUCUUAUCCAGUCGACAGAGUCCGGUUACCUGGUGCAAUCUCCAACGAUAGAGAUAAGACCGAAAUUAUCUGGUGGUGGUUGUGUUGUUCAGAAGAGACUGUCCACAGACUUCACUGGGAAUCUCUCCAACUUGAAUUAUUUUGACGAUGCACCUCGGACCUUCGAUAAGAUGGAGGAGAUGAUCAGGUCAGCACCCAGUGGUUGUCAGGAGUUGCCAGGUACUAGGAGCAAUGAGGAGGGUAAAUCGUGCUGCUGCCGUAACUCCUGUUGUGAUUCAUCCACUUCGACAUCAGCCAACUGCACGUCGAUAGAGACGAGUGGUGCACGGGGUGCAAGGAGUGCUAGCUCAUCUGGGGUACAGAUUCAGGUUAAUGCAACUGUUCAAAUGCCACCCAAUGGUGGACAGUGCACUGUUAAUAUCACAGCUACAACCAGUACUGGAGAGAGCACGAGCUCUGAAUCUGGUAGUCCAACGACUGUUCGUGUUAGGAAUAAUUUCAAUGGUGGCGGCCUCAUGAACCAUGGGGAUGACAGCUCAGUACCUGGGGAUAAUGAGAGGAAGGAGGAUGCACCUACGACACCUCUGUCCUGGUUGACGCCGUGUCCCUGGGGAUUUGAUAAUUUUGUGCCUGAGAAGGAUGUGGUGAGGCUCCAGGAGAUCAAGAGAUUGUUGAACACCAGUGGGUGGUAUCAUGAGGGCUUGAGUUGGCAGCAGAGUGAAAAGUUACUCAAGAAUUCAGAGGUGGGUAGGUGGCUUCUCAGGGACAGCUCUGACAGCAGGUAUGCUUUCGCUGUCUCAGUUCAGACAACCAGGGGACCAACAUCGGUGAGAAUUCUUCACUCUUUUGGCAGAUUCAGGCUCGAUGCUGAACCCACUAUUGCUCAUGCUAUGCCAACAUUUGAUUGUCCUAUUAAAAUGCUGGAGUAUUAUGUACAGUACUCGAAGAAAAUUGAGGAGAAUCAGAGGCAUGUCUGGGUGGAUUACAGUGGAUUACUGUUCAGUCAUAUUUAUCUCACUCAACCGGUGGUCAAGGAAGUCAGGUCUCUCAGCCAUAUGGCGAGGUUGGCCAUCGAUAGAAGUGGAUUGAAUACCAAGAAUCUUCCAGCGCCCAUUAGAAAUUAUAUAAAUGAGUAUCCGUACUCCUUUUAAGAGUCGGAGAGUGGAAACGGAUUCAGCAGAGAAGUUGUUUUUGGGGAGAAUCUUCGGAUUGAAGGGAGAUGAAAAAAUUUUUGUGAGGAGUUCCCCCUUUUUCAUGAAAGAAUAGAUACUAAAAAUAUUUAGUGUUUUUGUAUCUCUUUCUGAAAAGAGUUGGUUUGAUCAGUACAAAAAUUUAAAUAUCUUCAUUAGUUUAGAGAUUCGAUAAAAAUUACUGAGUUCGAGCAUGAGAUUUUACUCUGAAAAUUUGAUACUUCUGGUUUCUUUUAUUUUCUCGAAAAUUCUCUGAUUUUUUAUUUGGGCAGUGGAACAGAGACUAGCAAGGUCGCAGUUAAAUGUGUAGAUUGAGAGUGAAUUGUAGGUUAUUGGGAAUUUCGGGGAAAAGUUUAAAUGGAAUGUGUACAUUUGCGAUUGGUAUUUACACGGAUACUGAGGAUCAGUGAAUUGAAUUGUGUGAACCAAAGAGAAUGGAGAAUAAGUGAUGAGUAUCGAUGCCCAGACUUGCGACUUAGUAUUAUAAAUUUGUAAAUUCAUUUUUUUUUCUUCGUCUUAUUUAUCAAACUUAGAUGUUUCCAAUUUAAAUUUACUUUUAGUCAAUAAAAGCAUAAUAUUUGAGUUUUAGGGGAAUUGACGGAUGGGAAAAUAUUCAGGUGGGGCUAACGGUGUUUUAAUCGACUAGUCUAGCAUGCGGUUCACAUAAUUUGGAUAAUUAUUACUUGAAUUGAAACAAUGAGUUGAUUGUGGGGUACCUUAUACAUACCCUAAUGAACUGACGUCAUCGAGUGCUAAGAGUUAAUUUCAGAUUCAUCAUUAUCUUAUUUCAAAAGUUCGUCAGUUGUUUAGUUGAGAUAAUUUGUUUAGUCAUUUGUGCUAGGAAUAACAUUUUAAUAUGAAUACACCGUCAAGCGAUGGGAAGGGGUGAAUUAAUUAAUGAUGAUGACUUUCAAAAUACUCGGUAAAUUAAAUGGUUUUUACAGAAAUUCAUAAGCGAGAAGAACCUCUUCUCCGUUCUUUUUCUAAUUCCAAUUAUUUUCAAGAUAUUUGUAACAGCAAAAAAUAAAUUGUCAUUCAUGAAGAACAGCAUGUAUUCCUCUUCAACAAUUUGCAAAGUAGAAUUGAUAAGUUUUUGAAACCGGAAGUAUAAGGAGUCAGUUCCGUUGAUAGAUGGUAACAUAAAAAAAAAUAAACAAAAUGUGCGUUUAAAAAUGAACGCGUGCCUGAGAUUAUUGUGAAGAUAUGCGUCCUCGUAUUGUAGAUAUUAAUACUGUUGCAAUAACGAGGUCUGACGAAUGGGUAAACAAUUUAAACAAUCUACUACCACCCACGAGGCAGCAAACAGCAUUGCAGCGUCUGUCAAACUUAUCACUUUCUAAAUGGUAAAAGUUAUAUAUUUUCUUCUCGAAAUGGAAGUCUGCGUGUAUGUGUGUGUGUACGUGUGUAGAAUUGUCAAUUUAAUUUUCCUCGAUGAAUGUGAAUUGAAUAACUUUAAUGAAAUAGCUGCAGACAUCUCUAUAUUAGAGACAUUGUAUUAAUGUAUAAACAAUUUUCCUAUUUUUAAUUUAAUUGAAAGAAUACCACUGAAAA